AUGGGUCUCUUGGAGGAAGUCUACGGAAAUGAAUUAAUUGACGAGCAAGCUCCUCAGCAGUAUACUGAGUAUCGAUCGGAGAAGGGAUUUGGCUGGGCUGACGCUCUUCCCGCCAAACAGGGUCUCUACAACCCUGAACUUGAAAAGGAUGCUUGUGGUGUAGGCUUCGCUGCCCAUAUUAAGGGCAAGGCGAGCCACAAAAUUGUUAGCGAUGCCCGGAGCUUGCUGUGCAACAUGACUCACCGUGGAGCCGUCGGCUCGGACGUGCGCGACGGUGACGGUGCUGGUGUCAUGACCAGUAUCCCUCAUAAAUUCUUCGUAAAGAAUUUUGCUCGUGAGGCUGGGCUGGAACUGCCCCCUCUGGGGCAGUAUGCCGCCGGUAACCUCUUCUUCAAACCGGACAACGAGACGUUGAAAGAUUCCAUUGCCUCUUUCGAAGAUAUCGCUGCUUCGCUCGGCUUGCGGGUACUUGGCUGGCGUGAGGUGCCUCGCGACUCGACUCUCUUGGGACCCGCUGCCUUGUCGCGUGAGCCCACUAUCAUGCAGCCAUUCGUUGUGCUGCGUUCUGCAUACGGAGAGGGAAACAAACCUGAAAUUACCGACCCCGAAAAGUUUGACGACCGCCUUUUUGAGAGGCAACUGUACGUUUUGCGCAAGCGGGCUACACAUGUGCUUGGCUUGGCCAACUGGUUCUACCUCUGCUCCCUCAGCAACAGAAACAUCGUUUACAAGGGUCAAUUGGCUCCUGUUCAGGUGUAUGAAUACUACCAUGAUCUAGUCAAUGUCGACUAUGAAGUCCAUUUCGCCCUCGUGCACUCCCGUUUCUCCACAAACACAUUCCCUUCGUGGGACCGCGCGCAACCGCUUCGGUGGGCCGCUCACAACGGUGAAAUCAACACUCUCAGAGGUAACAAGAACUGGAUGAGGGCGCGCGAAGGUGUACUGAGAUCUGAUAUUUUCGGCGAUGAGCUUGAUUCCCUCUACCCGAUCGUUGAGGAUGGUGGUUCAGACUCGGCUGCGUUCGAUAACGUUCUUGAGCUUCUCAUGAUUAAUGGUGUUCUGUCGCUGCCCGAAGCAGUCAUGCUGAUGGUGCCGGAAGCCUGGCAAAACAAUGCUGCCAUGGAUCCCGCCAAGGCUGCUUUCUACGAAUGGGCCGCAUGCCAGAUGGAACCCUGGGAUGGUCCAGCUCUCUUCACAUUCUCAGACGGUCGCUACUGCGGUGCCAACCUUGACCGAAAUGGUCUCCGUCCUUGCCGUUUCUACGUCACUGAUGAUGACCGCAUCAUCUGUGCCUCUGAAGUUGGUACUAUUAGCUUGGACCCCGAGUCUAUCGUUCAAAAGGGUCGUCUGCAGCCUGGAAAAAUGCUGUUAGUCGACACCGUUGCCGGUCGCAUCAUCGAUGAUGCAGAACUGAAGCAGACCGUGGCUCACCGUCAGGAUUUCCGCGCCUGGCUGGACAAGGAAUUGAUCACCCUUCCUAUUGUCGAGAAGGGCUUGCAGGCACAGAGCCAUGAUUUCAACAUUACGCUUGAUGAAGCCACCAUCCAAAACGACGUUAGACUAAAGGCCUUUGGAUAUUCUUUUGAACAAGUGAGCUUGUUGUUGGCUCCCAUGGCCGCUGAUUCCAAGGAGGCAUUGGGUUCUAUGGGUAACGAUGGGCCUUUGGCUUGCUUGGCUCAACAACCCCGUCUUUUGUAUGAGUACUUCCGUGAACUUUUUGCCCAGGUCACCAACCCACCCAUCGAUCCCAUCCGAGAGGCCAUCGUCAUGUCGCUCGAGUGCUACGUUGGCCCACAAGGAAACUUACUUGAGAUCGAUUCCUCCCAGUGCAAUCGUCUCAUGCUGCCAUCUCCAGUGCUUACAUUGAGCGAGUUUGAAACCAUCAAGAACAUGACCAAAGUCAAUCCAGAAUGGAAUGUGAGAGUUAUCGACAUUACCUUUGAGAAAUCGAAGGGUGUUCAGGGCUAUUUGGAUGCUCUUGACAGCAUCUGUGAAGCUGCUACCGAAGCUAUUCAGGCUGGUGACAAGAUCAUAAUUCUGUCCGACCGUGCUACAUCUGUCAACCGGGUGCCUGUUUCUGCUUUGUUGGCUACCGGUCUAGUCCAUCACCACAUGGUUCGCAACAAGUGGAGAUCACUGGCUGCUCUUGUAGUCGACACUGGAGAGGCUCGUGAAGUCCACCACAUGUGCGUGCUUCUUGGAUACGGUGCUGACGCAAUCUGCCCAUACCUCGCUUUGGAAUGCAUUCUGAAGAUGAACCGCGAGAAGCUCAUUCGCAAGCCGCUGUCCGAUGAGCAGGUUCUUCUAAACUACAAGGCCUCUUGCGAUGGUGGUAUUUUGAAAGUUAUGUCUAAGAUGGGUAUCUCUACUUUGCAGUCAUACAAGGGUGCUCAGAUUUUUGAAGCUCUCGGUAUCGAUGACGCUGUCAUUGAUCGAUGCUUUGCAGGUACUGCUAGUCGCAUUCGCGGUGUCACAUUUGAGCUUAUUGCGCAAGAUGCUUUUGCUUUCCACGAGCGAGGCUUCCCUUCACGUCCCAUCACGGAAAUUGCCGGCUUGCCCGAGUCCGGUGAAUACCACUGGCGUGAUGGUGGUGACCCUCACGUAAACGACCCUACCGGCAUUGCCAACAUUCAGGAUGCUGUUCGCACGAAGAAUGACAAGUCCUAUGAGGCAUAUGCCCGUGCAGAACAUGAGGCUAUCAAGAACUGUACCCUCCGAGGCAUGCUCGAUUUUGAUUACGAGCAACGCGCUUCUAUUCCCAUCGAUCAGGUUGAACCCUGGACUGAAAUUGUUCGCCGCUUCGUUACCGGUGCGAUGUCCUAUGGAUCCAUCUCUAUGGAGUCUCAUUCCACGUUGGCCAUCGCCAUGAACCGCUUGGGUGGCAAGUCCAACACAGGUGAAGGUGGUGAAGACCCAGAGCGAAGCAAGGUCAUGGAGAACGGCGACACCAUGCGCUCUGCCAUUAAACAGAUUGCUUCUGGACGAUUCGGUGUCACAUCCAAUUACCUCGCUGAUGCUGAUGAACUUCAAAUCAAGAUGGCUCAGGGUGCCAAGCCUGGUGAAGGUGGUGAGCUUCCCGGUCACAAGGUCUCGGGCCCUAUUGCUCGCACACGUCAUUCUACUCCUGGUGUCGGACUUAUCUCCCCUCCUCCACACCACGAUAUCUACUCCAUCGAGGAUUUGAAACAACUCAUCUAUGAUCUCAAGUGCUCCAAUCCUCGUGCUCGCGUGUCUGUCAAGCUUGUCUCCGAGGUCGGCGUUGGUAUUGUUGCCUCCGGUGUCGCUAAAGCAAAGGCUGACCACAUUCUUAUCUCUGGCCACGACGGCGGUACUGGAGCUUCCCGAUGGACUGGUAUCAAGGCUGCCGGUUUACCCUGGGAGCUGGGUUUGGCCGAGACUCACCAGACCCUUGUUUUGAACGAUCUUCGUGGUCGUGUUAUUGUCCAGACUGAUGGUCAAUUGAAGACUGGCCGCGAUGUCGCUAUCGCCUGUUUGCUCGGUGCGGAAGAAUGGGGCUUUGCAACCACCCCGUUGAUUGCUAUGGGUUGCAUAUUCAUGCGCAAAUGUCAUUUGAACACUUGUCCUGUAGGCAUAGCCACACAGGAUCCCGAAUUGCGCAAGAAGUUCCAGGGUACUCCCGAACACGUGAUCAACUUCUUUUACUAUGUUGCCAACGAGCUUCGCGCUAUUAUGGCCAAACUCGGUAUCCGCACUAUCAAUGAGAUGGUGGGUCGCGCUGAGUUGCUCAAGGUCAGGGAUGACAUUCGUUCACCCAAGCAGGAAAACAUCGACUUGUCUCUCAUUUUGACCCCUGCUCACUCGCUACGCCCUGGCGUUGCUACCUACAAUGUGCGCAAGCAGGAUCACCGCCUGCACGUUCGUCUCGACAACAAGUUGAUUGCCGAGUCUGAGCUUGCCUUGGAGAAGGGGCUUCCCUGCAGAGUUGAGUGUGAUGUCGUCAACACUGACCGCGCUCUGGGUGCCACUCUCUCAUACCAGAUCAGCCGUCACUACGGAGAAGUUGGUUUGCCGCAGGACACUAUUCAUGUCAACAUCAAGGGCUCUGCUGGUCAAUCAUUUGGUGCAUACCUUGCUCCUGGUGCUACAUUGGAGCUUGAGGGUGACGCCAACGACUAUGUCGGCAAGGGUCUGUCCGGUGGUCGUCUUAUCAUCUAUCCUCCCCGUGGCGCCGUUUACAAGGCUGAGGAGAACAUCAUCAUUGGUAAUGUCUGUCUCUAUGGUGCUACCGGUGGUACUUGCUACUUCCGCGGUGUUGCUGCUGAGCGAUUUGCUGUGCGAAACUCCGGUGUUACUGCUGUUGUUGAAGGUGUUGGUGAUCACGGUUGCGAGUACAUGACUGGAGGUAGAAUCCUUGUCCUUGGAUCUACUGGUCGUAACUUCGCAGCUGGUAUGUCCGGUGGUAUUGCCUACGUUCUCGAUGUCAACCAGGACUUCCACUCCAAGAUCAACAUGGAGAUGGUUGAAGUAUCCGGAUUGGAAGACCCAGCCGAAAUCGCUUUCGUCCGGGGUCUCAUCGAGGAUCAUCACCACUACACCGGCUCUGAGCUCGCAGCUCGUAUCCUGCUUGACUUCAACCGCGCUCUUCCACGCUUCGUCAAGGUUCUGCCUACCGACUACAAGCGUGUCCUCCUCGAGGAAGCCGCCAAGGCCGAGGCAGCUAAGAAAGCGGAAUUCACGCUUCCUAAGCUCCCAAGCACCCCUGCUCCAGUCGAAGAGAAGAAAGAGCACAAGCAUGAAGACGCCAAGAAGAGCGAUCUCCUCGAUAUCGAAGACAGCAUCAGCGAUCCUAAGGCUGAGAAGAAGCGCACUGCUCUUAUUCUCGACAAGACCCGCGGCUUUAUGAAGUAUCACAGACGCAGCGAGAAGUACCGCAACCCAACCACCCGUACCCGUGACUGGGCCGAGCUUUCGAGCCGUCUCACUGAGGACGAGCUGAAGUUCCAGUCCGCACGUUGCAUGGACUGCGGUGUCCCCUUCUGUCAAUCUGAUAGCGGUUGCCCUAUCUCCAACAUCAUUCCUAAGUGGAACGAGCUUGUUUUCCAGAACCAAUGGCAAGAUGCCCUCAACCGACUCUUGAUGACAAACAACUUCCCUGAGUUUACCGGUCGUGUCUGCCCUGCUCCCUGUGAAGGUGCUUGCGUGCUUGGCAUCAACGAAGACCCAGUUGGCAUCAAAUCCAUCGAGUGCGCUAUCAUCGACCGCGGUUUCGAAAUGGGCUGGAUGGUCCCUCGUCCCCCUCCUAGCCGCACUGGAAAGAAUGUCGCUAUUAUUGGAUCUGGCCCUGCUGGUCUUGCUGCCGCUGACCAACUCAACCGCGCCGGUCACUCCGUCACUGUGUAUGAGCGCGCAGACCGCAUUGGUGGUCUGCUCAUGUACGGUAUUCCCAACAUGAAGCUCGACAAGAAGGUUGUUCAGCGUCGUGUCGAUCUCAUGGCUGCCGAGGGAGUUAAAUUCGUUACCAGCACUGCUGUUGGGCCCGAUCACGAAGUUAGCAUGGAAUCUCUGCGUCAAAGCAAUGAUGCUGUCAUUAUUGCUACUGGUGCCACUGUUGCUCGUGAUCUCAAGAUUCCUGGACGUGAACUCGAGGGUAUCCAUUUCGCGAUGCAGUUCUUGCACAAGAACACAAAGUCUCUUCUGGACUCUCAACACGCAGAUGGUGCAUACAUCUCUGCCAAGGACAAGCACGUUGUUGUCAUUGGUGGUGGUGACACUGGUAACGACUGCAUUGGUACAUCGGUGCGUCACGGAGCUAAGAGCGUUGUCAACUUUGAAUUGCUGCCACAGCCUCCGCCAGAGCGUGCCCGUGACAACCCUUGGCCACAGUGGCCUCGUAUCUACCGCGUUGACUACGGUCACACUGAGGUCAAGACUCACAUGGGCAAGGACCCUCGUGAGUACUGCAUCAUGUCCAAGGAGUUUGUCGAUGAUGGCAACGGAAACGUGAAGGGUAUCAACACCGUUCGCGUUGAGUGGACAAAGAGUGCCUCUGGUGGAUGGGACAUGAAGACUGUUGAAGGCAGCGAGCAGUUCUUCCCUGCUGACUUGGUCAUGCUUUCCAUGGGUUUCUUGGGACCCGAGGACCGUCUACUUGGAGAUGAGAUUGAACGCGAUGCGCGCAAGAACGUGAAGACUGCACCGGGCCAGUAUGCAACCAACCUUCCGGGCGUCUUUGCUGCAGGAGAUUGCCGUCGUGGACAGUCCCUUAUUGUUUGGGGUAUCAACGAAGGUCGUCAAGCUGCUCGUGAAGUCGACACGUACCUCAUGGGAACUGGAUCCCUUCUUCCGGUGACCGGUGGUAUUGUCCGUCGCCCAGCUGCUGAUGCUGUUCCGCAGGUCACUGCAACUGUUGCUGCUUAA
Talaromyces atroroseus is the source of this 6378-nucleotide messenger RNA. RefSeq names its product putative glutamate synthase. Bases 1 to 6378 code for a protein of 2125 amino acids. Gene Ontology annotation, molecular function: FMN binding; iron-sulfur cluster binding; flavin adenine dinucleotide binding. The record is from RefSeq and is a predicted model, not a curated record. The transcript has 4 exons. NCBI's taxonomy places the organism in Eukaryota, Fungi, Ascomycota, Eurotiomycetes, Eurotiales, Trichocomaceae.